AUUCCAACAUCCCCCGCUUUCUUCUGGAAGCUCUGCGCCUUGCGGGGCGCUUUGACGAGUGCGUGAUUCGCGUGGAUCUCGUCCGGCGUGGGCUCCUGCGAGGGGAUUUCUGCAACGCGUGCUUGAACGCGCGCUAUAGUGCCUGCGCGGUGUCAUCUCCGCCGCCGCCGCCGGGAGAUCCACGUGCGCUGCUUCCCGCCGGUGGCAGAGUAGUUGUUGAUGCGGCGGAAACGGCGUGGCGGAAGAUGCUGUCGGAGUCCUCAAGGAGCGUCAGCGUGACAUGAACGGGCGCGAUUUCUGGAUGGCCGUUGGAUUCCGCGAGCUGCUUCGUGGAGACGAGCACCUCGCUGGUCUUGUCGCCUUCAACCACAUCAUCUACGUCACGGUCCCCCACGAAAUCAAGGGCCAGGAUGUUCUCUGGGACAUCCACCCAAUCCAUGAGGUACAGCUUGCCGAUGAAGUAGGUGUUGCCGUUGUACUUGGUGGCCUGGAACCGGUUGAGCAGGCGCUGGACGACGCGCUCCUGCCUUCCGAGGGCAUCAGGAUCUCCAGACCUUUCUAGCUGAAUGCGUGCCAUGUUCGGAUUG
Closterium sp. NIES-67 is the source of this 587-nucleotide messenger RNA. The record is from the annotation of a GenBank genome assembly. NCBI's taxonomy places the organism in Eukaryota, Viridiplantae, Streptophyta, Zygnematophyceae, Desmidiales, Closteriaceae.